GUUAUAUGUCAAACAGGAAGAAAAUAUAAAUUUAUUGAAACGCUUUAUAUUCGGAUCUCUUUGUACAAAAACGGUACUUUUCCGUAUCACCAGUUACACGGUGAAAUUAUAUUAUGAUGGUGUAAAAAAGGUAGAUUAUUUCACAAGGAAAAAAGUACAGAAACACUGCUGCUGUGAAAUAUGUACUUAUAUGUUAAUUUGAUUGUUCUUGGUGUUGGAUUCUUUAUAGUUGGUGUAGCUGCCUCGGAUUGCUCCGGUUCUGCAACAGAUGUAUGCAAUAGAAUAAUUCCUGAAAUUCCGAAUGUAUCAACAAGAGAUCCAACAUAUGUGAUGACAAACGAAACGUCACAUUGGAAAUUUUGUGACGUUUAUUCAAUCAAUACCUCUCAAUGGUACAGUAGUGAAACACGAAUGAGCACUAGCUGUCCGAGCAGCAUGUACAUGUGUGGAACAAAGUUUCCUAUUUGGAUGAACGGUAAGAAUCCGGAACCGGAAGAAGGUGUGAUGAGUCGUACAUCAUGCCUAAGAGACUUUGAUAGUUGUUGUCUGAAUACCUACAAGCUAACAGCUGUCAAUUGUGGAGAGUUUAUGGCAUAUUGUUUUAUUGAUCUUCCAUCCAGUUGUCAUCAAAGAUAUUGUUUUGAUAAAAGAGAAGAAUCAACAACUGGGUCAAAACAGACAACUACACAAGCAAGAAGCACCGCAAGUGCACUAGACAGUACUACAGAAAUGAUAUAUCCAAGCACUACAAUCGGACAUGAAAGUUCCACACAUAGCUCUGCUGGUGUCAAGUACACGUCAACCAAAAGAGAUUCAUCUUCCCUGACAACCACCACAGUUACAAUGCAAAGGUCUUCGGGACGUUCUACUGAGGUCGAGGACACGACAACCAAUGGCGAUACAUUAAGCAAAACGAAAGAACACGAGUCAUCUGAUGCCAAUAACGAACUGCUUAUUAUUGCAAUAUCAGUGAUUGGUCUUAUGACAGCAGUUAUAUGUGGUUUGAUAAUUUUCAUCAUUUGGCGAAGACGAAUGCCGAAGGAUACUGAGGAUACAGACACCACAAAGGUGUAUGAGACCUUAAAACUUCCAGACGACAAGACUACUACAACUAAUGAAGGCGACAAUACAUACCGAAUCGUUAGUUUCGACAGUUUGAGAGCCCCAGUCCAACUUGAAGGAAAGUUAGGAGACCAUCACGGUAGCUUGCAAACAUACAAGAGCUACUUCUCUAACGAUAGUUACCAAUUGACCAAAACUGAAAAAGAACUUAAGGACGAAGAUGAACACUAUGUAACACUUCCAUAAUAUUAAAAAUUAUAAUUUCAGCUACCUCGUAACUUUCUGUUUUUUUAUCAAUAAUGCAGUAUAUGCGAUCAUGUUACCUUUUAAAAGGGGAUUAUUUUUAUUAAUUAAUGAUACGUCAACAUCCUUCAUGCAUAUGUAAUCGUAAAAAUUUGAGUUUUUAUUUCUAAAAGAACAUAUUUUUUUUCGUGAUGUGUUUGUAUUUUCUACUUGAUAUUUCAUCAGCUGCAUAGUUUUAGAAUACAAGACUUUAAUAUUUGCAUUAGAAUGAAACAUUUUUAAUUCUUAUCUAAACGAAAUUAAGCUGGUGUGAGCGAAAGAAUCAGAAAAUUUGAUUUAAGAUAAAUUUUGUUUGGAAAAAGUUUAUAUAAAUAAAUAUCCAAAUAAGGAAGAAACAAACAAGUGCUCAGAACAUUAUUUGACUGUACAUAUCUGUCUAUAGUUUCUUGUUAUCUUUUCCAAUCUCAGUAGAUUGUAUUAUUGUUAUCGUAUAUAACUAUAUAAAAGUAAUAUUUCUAAUCCAUGAUUAUUUUGACAUCUUUUGAAUACACAUAAGAAAACAU
Ruditapes philippinarum (Manila clam) is the source of this 1868-nucleotide messenger RNA. RefSeq lists its product as uncharacterized. NCBI's taxonomy places the organism in Eukaryota, Metazoa, Mollusca, Bivalvia, Venerida, Veneridae. The record is from RefSeq and is a predicted model, not a curated record. The transcript is spliced from 7 exons. The coding region runs from base 181 to 1308 and encodes 375 amino acids.